Oikopleura dioica is the source of this 1110-nucleotide messenger RNA. The record is from the annotation of a GenBank genome assembly. Lineage: Eukaryota; Metazoa; Chordata; Appendicularia; Copelata; Oikopleuridae.
AUGCCAAACCACGUCACAGGAUACGCUGAGUGGCAAGAAUUUGUUAAAAGUAACAGCGGGAAAGACAUCUUCGCGCUCUUCUGUGGAGGCAAGGAUGAAAAUGGGAAGAGCUGGUGCCCGGACUGCGUCACUGCCGAACCUGUACGUUUUGCUUGUCGAAUUAUUUUCAAAACUACCAAGCCUCCAACAACUAAUACUUGUAACGAGGAUUGCGGCUUGUACGGAAGUUGCAUUACUGAUGCAGUCGGAAAUAGCUACUGCUCAUGUGACGACGGCUAUGAAGAUAUCGCUGGUACCUGCGAAGAUAUCGACGAAUGUUUGACAUCCCCUUGUCCAGCAACCAAGCCGGUUUGCGUCAACACUCUUGGAAGCUACACAUGCAACACGAUGGGCGGCGGGAGCAGCUAUUUCAAUGUCUACGCUGACCCUCAUUUCAAAGUAUCUGCCCCUGGUCAGCCAACUCUGUGUUUCAACUUCCAAGGCAAAGAUGGUGAUAUUUUCACACUGUUGAAAGACAAUCUUCAUGAUUUUACUGUCAACGCGAAAUUCGGUGGCAAUCAAAAGCACUCAUGGAUUGAGGAAGUUGGUCUGACGACUCAUUCCGGAACUACUGUUAAACUCUCGCCGAAGAACAUUACUCUUGGCAAGAAUGGCUCCAGGCAGCUCACGCUCAUCUACAACAACGUUGAUGAGUGGGAAUUCGGAGAUGUUCUCAUCCAGAGACACCACGACAGUCACGGCAAACACGUUGCUCUUAUCCAUCUUCGAGAUGGACCUACAAUGCGCGUUCAUGUUCACAAAGACCAGCUUGGAUUCGAAGCAUCUGAAUCUGAGCAGCUCAACAACCCAGAAGGCAUCGUCGGCACUCUCAUGGCCAACAACGCUUACGAAAUCAACGAAGAAGAGGAAACCAUCAGGAGCAAAUUUUGGCUCGCUGGAACCUCACAAAAGAUUACAACAACAAUGCCAAUCAUGAAAAACAAGGGAUGCUAUACACUUAGUAAAGAUAAUGUCAAAUUCCUGCUGCCAGUGGAAGACUUGAGACAAGACUCACUUUUUGAUGUCAAAGAAGUGAGCCCAAAGAUGAUUGUCACUGCUGUGGAGAAGUAA